Molecule: messenger RNA, 3036 nt
Organism: Tyto alba (common barn owl)
Lineage: Eukaryota; Metazoa; Chordata; Aves; Strigiformes; Tytonidae
Product: beta-1,4 N-acetylgalactosaminyltransferase 1-like
Exons: 12
Coding region: 188-2317 (709 amino acids)
Biological process (GO): ganglioside biosynthetic process
Source: RefSeq, a predicted model, not a curated record
GGAACACAACGGGCAGCUGUCAGGGUCCCUGGGGACCACACAAGGGGUCUGGGAGGCUGGCGGGACGUGUCUCAGGACGGGGGCAGCCAGUCGCCACUUCCUGACAGGGAAAUCAGGGCAAACCGCAGCCCCUCCUUCUCCCAGUUUCUCCUUUUCUCCCGGCGGCGGGUGAGCCCAGCUGGGUAAAAUGCUGCAACGUGGGCACAAGACAGACACCCCCCACCCCCAGCAGCUGCUGGAGGGGCUCCCAAACGGCCCUUCGCUACCCCUCAAGUGCCACUCCCACCCAACAGCUUGGCGCAGGACAGCGGCAAGGGACACGGGGCGGCCCGGGCAGGUGCCACCCAGCUGCUGGCAAAUGCGGGGAGCCAGGGCGUGGGGCGAGGGCCACUCCCCGCCCUCUGUCACCCGGGGAAAGAACUUUGCUCCGUGGCGAGGCCCGGCCAGCGCCGCGCCACUGCGGACAGACGCGGAAGUCGCGGCCCCGCCGAGCGCCAGGCUGGUGUUGGGGGGGGAGUCACCGUCACCCCAGGGACGCCCCAGUCCCAGCUGCGCCCCACAGCUGCCAGGAGCUGCUCAGCAGAGGCGAACGGGAGGUGAGAGAGGCCGGUGCCGUGGGGGGCAGAGCCAUGAGUGUGCGCUGAGCCCCCCGCCCUCCACCCCGACCCCCCCGGGACUCUCAUCCACCCCGAGCCCCCCGCCAGGAUGCGGGGGCCGCAGCGCUCACUCUGCCUGCUGCUGGUGGCCACGGCCUCGCUGGCCGCGCUCUGCCUGCGCCUCUGGGCCCCCCGGGGCCCCCCCAGCCUGGACCUGCGCCGCCCCCCCCCCCGAGCACCUGCUGCCCCCCCUCCUGCCCCCCCCUGCCCGCUCCUACCCCCACGUCCCCUUCCGCUUCAAGGAGGAAGUCAUGGAGCUGCUGCCCAGGAACGGCUGCUCCUGCGAGGCGGAGCCGGGGCUGGCGCUGCCCCUGCGGCCGCAGCUCUUCGGCCACGGCCCCGCCGUCGAGUUCGCCACCGCGUUCGCCCCGGGCGAGCGGCCCCGCCUGCAGCGGCAGCGCGAGCGCGAGUACCGCCGGCACCGCCUGCGGGUGCAGUCCCCGGCCGAUCAGCUGCUCAUCGUCCGCGCCAACUCCCCCCUCGAGUACCCGGCGCAGGGGGUGGAGGUGCGGCCGCUGCAGACAGUGCUGGUGCCCGGGCUCAGCCUGCAGGCAACGGGCAGGAAAACCUACCAGGUGAACCUGACGGCCACCAUGGGGACACUGGCCGUGGCGGCCGUGGUGGAGGGCGUGGAGCUGCGUGGGGAGGGGCAGCCCCACCUCUCGCUGGCCGCCGCCCGCCUGGACCACCUCAACCGCCAGCUGCAGUUCGUCACCUACACCAACACCCUCUUCCACCCCGACACUGCCGACAUCGUGCAGUUCUCCACCGACGGGCACGACGCCGCCUUCGCCAUCCGCAUCCGCCACCCGCCCACCCCCCGCCUCUACGGCCCCAGCCCCCCCGGGGACGGCGACGGGGACAGCGACGGGGAUGGAGGGUACAACAUCACGGCGCUGGUGACCAUCGCCACCAAGACCUUCCUGCGCUACGACAAGCUGCGGGGGCUCAUCGCCAGCAUCCGCCGCUUCUACCCCUCUGUGACCAUCGUGGUGGCCGAUGACAGCCAGCGCCCCGAGCCCCUGCAGGGCCCCCACCUUGAGCACUACCUCAUGCCCUUCGGCAAGGGCUGGUUCGCCGGGAGGAACCUGGCGGUCUCGCAGGUGACCACCAAGUACGUGCUGUGGGUGGACGACGACUUCAUCUUCACCCCCCGCACCCGCCUGGAGAAACUGGUGGACGUGCUGGAGAAAACCAGUCUGGACCUGGUGGGUGGUGCGGUGCGGGAGAUCACGGGCUACACCACCACGUACCGGCAGCGUCUGAGUGUGCUGGGGGGCGGUGCGGGGGGCGACUGCCUGCGGACGCGGCCUGGCUUCCACCACCGCCUGGCCGGCUUCCCCGCCUGUGUUGUCACCGACGGCGUCGUCAACUUCUUCCUGGCCCGCACCGACAAGGUCCGGCAGGUCGGCUUCGACCCCCGCCUGCGCCGGGUCGCCCACCUCGAGUUCUUCAUCGACGGGCUGGGGGUGCUGCACGUGGGGUCGUGCGAGGACGUGGUGGUGGAUCACGCCUCGAAGCUGGCGCUGCCGUGGCGCCGGACGGAGGGCGAGCGGCAGUACGCCCGGUACCGGUACCCGCCGGCUCGCGACGACAGCCUGCGCCUCAAGCAUCGCCUCUUCUUCUUCAAGAACCGCUUCAAGUGCAUGGCCGGCAACUAGCCCCUGGCCACCCCGGGCCCACCGCCGUGGGACACCACCCCCUCCCCCCCGAGGGCCACCGCCACGGGCCACCACUGAGGGGACUGUGGCCACCCUGCAGCACCCCCGGACCCCUCCCCCCCCCCCCGCGGUGUUUUUAGCUAUUUUGUACUUUGGGGGGUGGGGGGUGGGGGGGAAGGAGGGGGAUGGGGGGGACACGGACCCCCCCCAGGGGAUCCAGGCAUCCGGACGCCCCCCCCCCCCCUCUUUUUUUGUCCUCUCCCCCAGACUCAGUUUUCUAUUGUACAGCCCCUGUCCCCACGCUGCUGCCAGGAUUUUUGUGCCAAGUCUCAGCCCCGGCCCCCCCGGGACCCCCAGGGCCAGGCUGGGGGAGGGGCUGCCCCCCCGCCCCGCCCCCCCCCCCCCCCCCCAUUUUCUACCCGAUGGAUGGUGAGAUUUUAACCAGACCGAAAUCUGCCUCUUUGUUCAGAAAAAGGGGGAGCCCUGCCCCGCUCAGGACACGCCCCCUCCCGCGUUAGCCCCGCCCCUUCUAGGCAACGCCCCGCGUGCUAACUCCACCCCAUUCCCAAGCACCACCCACUUCUAUUAGCCACACCCCUUUAUACGCGCCAUCUUGGCCCCGCCCCUUUCAGCAAGCCCCACCCCAGCACUGCCCCAUCUGCAAAGCCACAGUCACGCCCACCUUGACCACGCCCAUUAAAGCUCCACGCCGUUCUUUA